GGCUCGACGGUGGCCGACGUGGGACAGUUUGGCUGUGGCAGGGGUCUCGGAAACCAUGGGUUAUUGCAGUGGCAGGUGCACGCUUAUCUUUAUCUGUGGCAUGCAACUGAGUAAAACUAAUGUGCCUCAGGCAAAACAGUCUGUCAACAGAGACACGUUCUGGAUGCCAGGAAGUCCAAAAUCAAGGCACCAACAGAUUCGAUACCUGGUUUGUGUGCUGGAGAGGCAAAUAUUUGACUUCCUUGGAUAUCAGUGGGCACCUAUCCUGGCAAAUUUUGUACAUAUUAUUAUCGUCAUUCUUGGUUUAUUUGGAACUAUUCAAUAUAGACCUCGUUACAUAACAGGAUAUGCUGUCUGGCUAGUCCUCUGGGUUACGUGGAAUGUGUUUGUUAUCUGCUUCUAUUUGGAGGCUGGGGACCUCUCAAAGGAAACAGACCUUAUCCUGACUUUUAAUAUUUCAAUGCACCGAUCUUGGUGGAUGGAGAAUGGACCAGGAUGUACGGUGACAUCAGUGACACCUGCCCCAGACUGGGCCCCAGAAGACCAUCGCUACAUCACGGUCUCGGGGUGUUUUCUGGAGUACCAGUACAUAGAAGUGGCUCAUAGUUCCCUCCAGAUUGUCCUCGCACUGGCAGGGUUCAUCUACGCCUGUUAUGUUGUGAAAUGUAUAACUGAAGAAGAGGACAGCUUUGAUUUCAUAGGUGGCUUUGACUCUUAUGGCUAUCAGGGGCCUCAGAAGACAUCUCAUUUACAGCUACAGCCUAUGUACAUGUCGAAAUAAUACAAAUGGCUUCAGUAUAUCAGCUCCUGGACCGUUCAAAGAACUUGUUUCGCAGUGGCCUCCUGCAUUUUUUGAAGAGCAAGAAGCAACUAAGUUUAAAUAUAUAUACAUACUAACAAAACAUAAAGC
Messenger RNA from Lagenorhynchus albirostris (white-beaked dolphin), 910 nucleotides. RefSeq names its product sodium/potassium transporting ATPase interacting 2 (gene NKAIN2). NCBI's taxonomy places the organism in Eukaryota, Metazoa, Chordata, Mammalia, Artiodactyla, Delphinidae. Gene Ontology annotation, biological process: regulation of sodium ion transport. The transcript has 9 exons. The record is from RefSeq and is a predicted model, not a curated record. Bases 56 to 781 code for a protein of 241 amino acids.